This is a messenger RNA of Paramecium sonneborni, 3973 nucleotides long. NCBI's taxonomy places the organism in Eukaryota, Ciliophora, Oligohymenophorea, Peniculida, Parameciidae. The record is from the annotation of a GenBank genome assembly.
AUGAUUAUUUUUUUAUUUUUUCUAUAAACAUAUUAAUUAAGAUUCAAUAUAACAACACCUGAAGGAAAUCCAUCUGAAUUUAUAACAUUAUAGACAUAUUAAACAUUAAAAUUGAAGGUGGAAUUCGGCAAUUAUUAAUUAGGAACAGAGAAGAUAUUUUUAUAUAUAACUGAUAAGAUUUCACAUGAGAUAAAUAAAUCAUGUACUUUAAAACUGAUGAAUAGAUAAGAAGAUGAAUUAAAAAUAUUCGUAAAUGCAACAAAUACUGAAGAUAAAACAAUAUUAACAUCAUUAGCAAUAGUAUAAUUUAAAUAUAUAAUAAAUAGUCUGCAAUAAUAAUAUCACCAGCAAGAGGAUUAUUAACUUAACCAAAUUUAUUUCCUAUAAUUUUAAGUUAAAAGCUAAUUGAAUCAUAUAUGAUGCCAUUCAAUUUACCAACUAAUUAAAUAUACAAUUUAGAUGUUAUAAAUGAAGAUUUAUAAUAACUACCUUAGAAUUUAACUCCAUUUGGAUAAGAAUUUUGGUAAGAAUAUUAAGAAAAUGAUAUAUCAAUAAUAGCUUUGACAUGGAUACCAUUUAUAGGUAAUUGUAAGGAUCAUGGUUAUUAUUUAUAUUUGUAUAAUUUAUUAGAAAAUGCUACAUAUUGUGAUCUAGUUGCAGAAGAAGAUACUAAAGUAGUUAAUAUGGUACCAAAUAAUGGAUUUAAUGCAAAAGGAGAUUCUUGCAAUAUUAAAUUAGAAUGUUAUUUCUUAGAAAAUUUAAUGAUUGAAUAUGAAGGAAAUAAAUGGUGGUAAUCAGAAGAAGAAUCAUUAUUUUAUAUUAGUAAAUAUGCUUUGAAUUAUAAAUAUGUGGCUCAAAAUUCAGAUGAUUCAUUAACAAAUCAUUUUUAUAAUUAAAUUUAAGCUUAAGAUGAAUCAUUAAUUGCUGUUUAAUUUGUUACUUCUGGAAUUAUUAGAAAUAGUUAUCCAACUGAAUUUACAUUUCAUAUCUUGUAUAAUCAAAUAACUUAAAAAGAAAAAUAGAUAGUUUCUGCUGUUAUUACUGCAUCUAAUUAUUAAAAAGUAACAUAGAUUAUAAAUUAAUAUACAUUCAAUAUUGUAUAUCGUCCAAUGGAUUAUUUAGAAUUAAUUAAUUCCUUUUAAUUUGAUAUAACAUUAUAUUUAGUGUUAUAUUUAGUGAUUGGAAUUUUGAUAAAUAUAGGUAUAUUUGUAAUAUGGCUUAUCAAUAAAUCAAUAUCAAUAAUACCUGAUCCACCUAAAUUAAGAAUAUAUUAAACAUUCAUUGUUGCUUUUAUACCUCCAAUUACUGGUGUUAUUAGAGCAACAAUUCCAAUUGUUAUUUAUGUAUUAAUAUUAGAUUAUUUAUUUGCAACUGAUUUAUUUUCAGGAAUUACUUAUAAUUAUGAUGGAUUACCUGAAGAACUUGAUAAUUAAUAAUUAUAUUAAAAAGGAAGGGUUGGACUUAUGUUAGUUGUUUCUGGAAUUAUUAUUAUGAAAAUAGCAUGUAAAUUAAGUAUUCCUAAACCAAUUGAUGAGGAUUGGGGAAUUAUUAGAUCUAAUAUAGAAAAAAAAAAUGAAGAAAAAUAUUUUGAUUUUAGUAUAAGUGAAGAAGAAUCUAAAGAAAGUCCAAUUAAAUAAGAUGAAAUCAGAGAAGCAUAAGGAACAUCUAAAAAUGUUGAAAAUAAUCUUUAAUCUAAUAGUAUUAGUAGAUAAGGUUCUUUAUUUUCAAAAUAAUAACCUCCAAUUCCAGGAUCUGCACCACCUAUGACUAAAGAAAAAGAAUCUACUAUGCCAAAAAAUUCAUUAUUUAAAAAAGCUACUAUUUUAAAAUAAAGUAGUUCUAUUAAAGAUAAUUAAUCAUUAAAAGAUUCUAUUAGUCCUGUUUAACUCUUAUAAAGAUAGUAAUAACUAUUUAUAUUAAAUAUUAUAGAAAUUCUUCUGGAGUUCCUAUUGAUAAAAAUAAAUCAAUCUUCAAUUAAGCUUAAUAGAGUUAAUAACCAUAAAUUAAUGAAAAUCAAUAAUAACCUGAAGAAGAAGAUAUAAUCGAUAAAUUAAAAGAUAGCCUUAUAAGUAAAGACUAUCAUUAUUAAUUAAUUUGUAUUAUGAUAGCUGCAUUAUUGUUAUUUUUUCUUGGAUUCUCAUAUGAAUAAUUAUUCUAUAAGAAUAUUUAUUACUUUUUGAUUGUCCUCUAAUUUGUUGAAUCUUUUGUAUAUUGGCUUUUAAGUGAAUAUUUAUUAGAAGAAUAAACACUCAUCUAACCUUUGAUGGCUUGUUUAGAAGUUGUUUAAUUUAUUAUGUUUAUGGCUGCUGAAUCUUUUUAAGAAUUUGUCAUCUCUUUUGUAAUACGUCUCUCAUUAAUUAUUGUUUUUAGAACUUACAUUAAUCCUGUUAUUAGAAAUUUUAAACAUUUUAAAAAGAAGCUCAUGAAUUUCAUUAAUAAAUGGCAACCAUUCUUUAAUCUAGAAUAAGAAUAAGAAUAACUACCAGAAGAUAAUAUUUCAUUUUAUUUAGGAUAACAUACUGAUUCUAAAUUUACAGAAGAUUAAUCUGUUGAAUAUGUUAUAUAAAUGAAUAUGGGUUUUAGUAGUAAAGUUCAUGCUAUAUUUAUUAAACCUAUUGUUUUAGUCUUUAUCAAAUUAUUUGAAAAAGAAUCUCAAAUUACUAAUAAUUAUUAUAUUGGAUUUCAAGAAUUUAAUUACUAUAUUUAUUUUGCUUUUUUUGUGAUCAUUCCACAAAUAUUCAUUGAUAUUUAUGUUUUAAAUAGUCUUGAAAUGAUUUAUGGGUUUAAACUAUUUGAUUAUUUUGAUUAUUGUAAGUAUAGAAAUGAUUUUAGAAUCUAAAAAUUUUUUGAACAUUCCUUUUCUUAUGAUCGUAGUAUUGAUCCUAAAUAUAGAUCAAUAGAUAAUAUGAAAUUUACAGAUUAAUUCUAUUAUAAUGGUAGUUUAGUCAUCUAUAGCAUAUUACUAUGUAUUCUUGGAACUACUAUUAUGAUUAGAAAUAAUUAUGUCUUAUAUUAGGAUCCAGCUAUUUUCUUAAUUAUUUUAUUCAUCUAUAUAUUUAUUACUUUAUUACAAAAUAUCAUGUUAUACAUUUGGAAUAAGAUGGAUGUAUGGAAGAUUAAAGAUACAAAGUAAAAAUUGAAUUUAGAUUCAUUAGAAGAAUUUCUUAAUCCUGCCAAAGAAAAUAUUGAAUAAAUUAUUGAAGUUGAUGCUUUUAAAAAACAUUUUAUUAAAUUAAAUAAAGAUUGGUUAGUCUCUAAUAUGGAAUUGUUUAUAAAUGUCGAUCAAUUUACAUAACAUGAUGAAUUUCUAUUAUAAACUUAUCAAUUACUAUUGAAUGAUGAAAGAAAAGCAUAAAAAGAAAUUAUUAGAAAUGAACAAAUGAUUAAGAAAUAAAAAGAGUUAGAAUUGAAAUCAAAAAAAAAAAGAAGAAAGACUUCAUAAUCAUAAUCUAUAAUAAAAUCUUAAAGAGAUAUUGAAGAAAUAGAUGGAUAUUAACAUACAAUUAGAAUCAAAAGAUCAUAGGUUGAAAAUUUAAGAAAGAUUUUAUCUAUUUGGUAUUAUAAGGCAAAAUAAACUUUAUUUUUAAAAUAUUUAGUAUCUGAUGUUUUAGCAUAAAAUUAAGCUGAACAUUGUAAAAGAUGUGGUUUAGAUAUAGAAUUAAGAGUAGUUGAAUUGAUACCAUUUGAAAAGAUGUCAAAUUAAUUUAAAUAUAGAAUAAUGGGAACACCUUUUAAUAAAUUUGAAUGGAUCAAAUAUUAUGAAACACAUUAAAAAUUUGUUACGCUUUGUAUUGAUUGUGAAAAUGCUUAUAAAAGUAGAUUUCUAUAGAGAUAAAAUUAAAGUGCUAAUGAUGUAGCUAAAUUAGCUUCAUAAAACUUUGUUGCUAAAGCUUUUGUAUUUAAAUGGCUUUAUGCAGCUAGAGCUAGAAUGCUUCACAAAAAAUCAAAAUUAGUAGAACAAUUAAAUUAUUGA